Diospyros lotus (date-plum) is the source of this 1266-nucleotide messenger RNA. RefSeq names its product mannan endo-1,4-beta-mannosidase 5-like. The transcript is spliced from 5 exons. Gene Ontology annotation, molecular function: hydrolase activity, hydrolyzing O-glycosyl compounds. The record is from RefSeq and is a predicted model, not a curated record. NCBI's taxonomy places the organism in Eukaryota, Viridiplantae, Streptophyta, Magnoliopsida, Ericales, Ebenaceae. The coding region runs from base 1 to 1266 and encodes 421 amino acids.
AUGGCCAGAGAAGUUAGCAGAGUUGGCUACAAUAAUUUGCGAUCCUUUUCCUUUGCGAUCGUCCUCCUUCUGCUCGCCCCCGUUUAUGAAGCCAGGCCGGACGACCAAACAAAUUAUGGAGGAUUUGUUAGAACUAGGGGAACCCAUUUUGUGCUCAAUGGGUCUCCAUUUUACUUCAAUGGCUUCAACGCCUACUGGAUGAUGCAUGUUGCCGCUCAGCCCUCAGAGAGGAGUAAAGUAACACAAGUGUUUCAUGACGCUGCCAAAGCUGGCCUCACUGUAUGUCGGACAUGGGCUUUCAGCGACGGUGGUGAUGAAGCAUUGCAGAUUUCACCUGGCGUUUAUGAUGAGCGUCUUUUUAAGGCACUUGACUUUGUGGUUGCUGAGGCACGAAAGUACGAGAUUCGAUUGAUUUUGAGUUUCGUUAACAAUUACAAUGAUUUUGGAGGACGAGCACAAUAUGCUCAAUGGGGUCGAAAUGCAGGUAUCCAGACUAACAGUGACGACGACUUUUACACGCAUCCGACGUUGAAGCAAUAUUACAAGAAUCACGUGAAGCGAGUUAUAACCAGGUUCAACACCAUAACAAGAACCGUUUACAGGGAUGACUCAACAAUCAUGGCAUGGGAGCUCAUGAACGAGCCUCGUUGCCAGGCCGAUUACUCUGGAAGGACAGUUAAUGCUUGGGUUCAGGAGAUGGCGGGUUAUGUGAAAUCCAUUGACAACAAACACUUGCUAGAAGUAGGUAUGGAAGGCUUCUAUGGUGACUCCGUACCAGCGAGGAAGCAAUUUAAUCCUGGUUAUCAAGUCGGCACCGAUUUCAUUACUAAUAAUCUGAUCAAGGAUAUAGAUUUUUCUACCAUACAUGCCUAUCCAGACAUAUGGUUGUCAGGGAAGGAUGAUCGAACGCAAAUGGCGUUCAUGCGCAGAUGGUUGGAAAGUCAUUGGGCAGACUCAAGAAAAACGCUGAGAAAGCCAAUGGUCGUAGCAGAGUUCGGCAAGUCUAGCAAAGAUCCUGGGUACAGUAUCUAUGCAAGGGACUCGUACAUGAAAGCUGUGUACGGCACUAUCGACUACUUAGCCAAGUACGGAGGGACAGUCGGGGGGAGCCUGGUUUGGCAGCUCAUGGCACCAGGAAUGGAGCCAUAUCAUGAUGGCUAUGAAAUAAUUCUAUCGGAAAAUCCAUCCACCGAUGAAGUCAUUUCUAGGCAAUCGAGUCAAAUGGCCGGGAUGUCGCGUUUGAUGAUGGUGAUGACGAAUGCAUAA